Molecule: messenger RNA, 12005 nt
Organism: Daphnia magna
Lineage: Eukaryota; Metazoa; Arthropoda; Branchiopoda; Diplostraca; Daphniidae
Gene: Megf8
Product: multiple epidermal growth factor-like domains protein 8
Molecular function (GO): protein binding; calcium ion binding
Source: RefSeq, a predicted model, not a curated record
UGAAACUGUUGUGCGCGUCUCGUUGCAUGGCGGACCAUCUUGUUCGUCAAACAAAUUUCAUGUUUACGUUUUAAUAUUGCUUUCGUACACGCAAUGAAUCUCUUUUGUUUAUGAAUAGUAGUAGGAGUGUACUUGCCAGUAGAAUCUCACUAUGGAGUGUGAAUCGUAGUGCUUCAAAAAUGCCGGAAAAUUCUCGGGGGAAGAGAUGGAGAGCUACGAGGCUUCACCGUUUACUGUCAGCUGCCAAACUGGGCUUGAAUUUCAGUAUUUUUGCAGCCCUUCUCAUGGUAAUCUCAGCCUCCACAACUAUAAGUGCAAUUCAUAGUUGCAAUAGAGGAAGAUUUGUUGUAAAUUCCACUUGGGGGACCAUCACCAAUGGUCCAGAAAACUACCGUGAAGACAGUUACUGUAUUUGGCUUAUUGAAGCCCAACAUCCAGGACAGUAUAUAACACUCACAUUCCACAGUCUUCAGACAGAGUGUGCUUAUGACCAUGUUUUCGUCUAUGAUGGGGACUCUGUUCUGUCACCAAUGAAAGGUAGUUUCAGUGGACGUGGACUGCCCCCACCUGUCAUUGCCAAAUCGGGUUCUAUGGUAGUUUUAUUGUACAGUUCAAAUUAUGUAUUGGAAGGUUUUUCUGCUGAAUACUCAGUGACAGACUGCCCUCUCAAUUGUUCAAAUCAUGGGCAUUGUGUCAAUCAUACAUGUGUGUGUGAAGCUGCCUUUGUGGGCGAUUCAUGUGAAUUUGAAGCGUGUCCGGAUCAGUGUGGUUUUACCGAAAGCAGGGGAUGGUGCGAGAAGAUCGACGGCGUUUACCAAUGUGUGUGCAAUCAGGGGUACAUUGGACUCGACUGUGGCCUGGAUACCAAGUCAUCCCCGGGCAAUUCUUGGCAUCUUCUUGGUCGCGGAAACCAAGCAUUACAACGGACAGCGCAUGGGGGUGUUUACCUCAGGAAUUUGAACAAGUUCAUUGUGUUUGGUGGUUUUGAUUUGAACGUCCCGCUUGGAGAUCUACUGUCAUUUGAUAUGAAUUCCUCAAAGUGGACUAAUUUGAGCUCUUUAGCAUCUAACGAGAGUCAUGUUAAUGUUUCGGAAUUUAUCCAAAAUGACGAACCGCAAUUGGAAGCCAUUACACCCAGAGCACGCUACGGCCAUGCUAUGGGAGCGUUGGAUGACGGCUUUGUUCUCUAUGGAGGCCAGUUAGCUGAAGGAAGUCUAUCAGACGAAUUUUUCUACUACGACGCCAGCAGAAAUGAGUGGAUUGUGUUAGCAGGCCAAAGUCAAGUGCAACCUCCUCCGCUGACUCGUCAUACUCUUUGCGUGGUGAACAAUUCAUUAGUUUACAUCUUCGGUGGCAGCAUGGUGAAUGGAGAAUUUUCUUCCAGGUUGUUUCGUGUACAGAUAAAUACAUUAGAUCUGGGCAAUGAGGAAUGGGAGGAAGUAGAACCUAGAGGUGGGAAACAGCACGAUAUCCGUCUAGUCGGCCACAGUAUGGUAUACCACCUUGAAAGCCACUCGCUCAUAGUUUACGGUGGAAUUUUGGCGGAUGCUGCACGUUUUUCCAAGUUGAGCGAUCGUCUUUUCAUUUUCAACUUGGAACAACUUCACUGGGCUGAACUGCUGUACCCACGUGGAACUUUGCCCGACCUUCACAUCCCUCUCGAGCGCGCCUUUCACGGCGCUGUUCUUAUGGGUUCGUACAUGGUGGUUUUUGGCGGAUAUACUCAUAAACAUAACCGCGAAGAAAUAUGUUACGAUUCAGGGUUAUAUUUCUACCAUUUGGACUGCCACACGUGGGUCAGCCACCAUGUUUUGGACCACGGAAACGACGGAAUGGGAAAGGAUCUAUUACCUCCAAAAGGUGUUUUCAGUUUCGCCUCAGCUGUUAAAGAAGAUAACGUUUUCCUGAUCUUCGGCGGCUAUCGCGGUUCUGUUUCCGGUGACAUGCUAGCUUAUGUCGUGCCUUUGGAGAUGGUUGGGGGCCGUAACGGCCAGCCCAACAGCUCCAAUUGCCAGCGUCAUCCAUCACAGCUGAGCUGCACGGCCAAUCCUGAAUGCGGUUGGUGUCCAGCUGACGGAGUUUGCUAUCAAAGGACAUCUGGAGCCAAUUGUACCAGUAACUUGCAAACAACGCAAUGCCCUGGAAUUUGUCCAGCACUAGCCGACUGCUACGCGUGUACCGUGCACGGUAAUGCGUUGGCAGCUGGUAGUGCGGAUUCUGCGAAAUUAGGCCAGUGCGCGUGGUGCGUACAAACAGCUCGCUGCCAUCGUCGUGACGACAAUAUGGGUGUCUGCGGAGCUGGAAUGGAAACUCCGUCCGGCGUCGUUGGAUGGUGGGGAAGCGAAGGAACAGACAUAACAGCGGUGGAUGAAUGCCGAACCAGGGAUUUCCGACCCGGUCUUACCUAUCUUCUCUACGAACAUCCAGCAAAUUUUUCGCAACCAGACGAAGUCGGUGUUGUCAACUCGACGUUAGCAAAUUUUCAACCGCACUCCAGAAUUUAUUUGCAACCGCGCGAUCAUGCAACUUCCGCAGGAGGAACUGGAGGAGGAACGAUGGUAGCUCGGAUGCUCGGAUUCAUCCAUCCACUAGCAAAUAAGGCGCGGCCCUUAAAUGACUACCAACAAGAGUUCAAAAUCAUGAUGGAUUCCUCUUACGCAUCGUCAGUUUUGCGUAUUUCGCUGGACGAAUCAGCCGAACGGUUAGAGGUUGUGGCUUCCAUGACGGUCAACGACACCAAUACCAGUCGUGUAGAAGCUAUUCGACCGGACAAGACUCCAAUUUUCCCCGAUCCUAGUCGUGGACGAAAGUACAUGAUGGAAUUCACAGCGAAUCGUUCAUUGGUCGGUGUAGCAGGUGCUGACGAUCACAUCGAUACUCAAAGAGAGAUCUCGAGGAUGCAACUCGUCUGGAACGGUAAAUCCAAUUACAGAAAGAUGUUUACCUUCGAGUACGUGGAACCUUACAGCAAUGGCUCCUGUCAUUUGUACACCAAUUGCAUGCAGUGUCUAUCAGAUUCAUUGUGCGGCUGGUGUGAGCCUAGCCGUUACUGCCUAUCAAGAAUCGGAUCCAACGCAACAAAAUCCGAUGAACCGUCGCAAUGUUAUUUAGAUGCCAAAAAGACAACAACCGCUUUCCUGACUUUGAAUCCACCGCAGUGUAUCAAUUGUUCAAAUCACAUUUCGUGCCAUCAGUGUGUCGCAGACAGUUCGUGCGAGUGGCUGGUAGAUGAAGCCUAUUGCACGCGACGUGGAAGAUUUGCUGGUGCUGUUCAAGCAGCAGGAGAAUGCCCGGUGCCUUGUAACGAACGAAAGGGAUGUUCUUCAUGUUUGGGUGAACCGGGUCGGUGCACCUGGUGCGAAGAGACGCAAACAUGUUUUGUUUUCUCCAGUUAUAUAGUGGUUUAUCAAUUCGGAAUGUGUCGGGAGUGGGUCGACGUUGAAGCACAGUCACAUAUGGACGGAGGAGUGCUAUCCGGUCGGACGUCUCUACGGGGUGAUAUCGGCGGUCUUCCUGAUACGAUGAUUAUGAUCGGAACAGGAAAAUCUCUAUUGUCUGUUAACGGGAGUGGUAACGGAAUCAGCGCUGGGCGAUGCAAAUCUUGCGAAAGGAAACAGAGCUGUUCCAGCUGCUUGGUUGAUCUAGGUUGCGGUUGGUGCUACUACAAUAACAAUCCCAUGAUUGGCGUUUGCAAACCAGGAGAUUUCCAUUCACCUACAGCAGGCAAUUGUUCGGUUUUGUUGGGUGACACACCAUCACCGCCAUCUUCGUUGCUGAUGGCACCACACGAUCACAGCCAUCCUGUUUGGAAUUGGGCCUAUGCUCAGUGUCCCGACGUCGAUGAAUGCUCUUUAGGCCAACACGACUGCCAUCCCGACGCAGCCUGUCUCAAUACUCCGGGCUCUUACCUUUGUGCGUGUAAAAAAGGCUAUAUCGGAGAUGGGAAAACAUUUUGUGAACGCACGUGUUUUGAGGAUUGUGUUCAUGGUCGUUGCUCCGGCCCACCCGAUUUUCAAUGUGAAUGCGAGCUCGGUUGGACCGGUCCAGAUUGCCAGGAAGACUGUGGUUGUUUUGGUCAUUCAACUUGUUAUCAAGGGAUUGGCACAUGUGAUCAUUGCCAAGAUCUCACUGACGGAAUGAGCUGUGAGUUAUGCCGGGCUGGUAGCUACGGUAACGCCACUACUUCAGAGGGCUGUCAACUUUGUCAAUGCAAUGGCCACGCCAAUAUAACUGCUGGGAUCUGUAAUCCAGCCACAGGCCAGUGUUACUGUCAGGAUGAGACCGAAGGGAAUAAAUGCGAAUCGUGCAAACCUGGUUAUUACGGUGAUCCACGUCAUGGCGGGACCUGCUAUCGCCAGUGUUCGUCUCGUGGAAUCCUUUCUGCCAUCACGAAUGGCAGCCUGGGCAGUUAUUCUGCGCCCGAUAGAAUCUAUCGCCAUUCCAAGAACGAACUGGAUGUCCAAGAUUGUGUUUGGGUGCUCAACACCCAUAGUUCCGUUAGGGGAAUGUCGUUAGGGUUAGGAGGAGACGGACCAAAGGCUAGAGAGGCCAUCAUUCAGCUUACGAUUCAUCAAGGAGCACGUAUCUUGUGUCCUACCAACUACAUCUAUAUCUAUGAUGGACUGCCUGAUUUUAUGUCUUUGGAAAAUGGCUGGACGCGACAGAAUCAUUUGCUUGGUGCUUAUUGUUCUCCGCAGACCGUCUUUCCGCUCAAUAUCCACGCCCAUUCAGGCAUUAUGACCAUCUUCUAUCGACGGAAUGAUGUAAAACAAGGGUUUAAUGCUACUUUUACUGUACUUUCCUGCCCUGCCAACUGCCCACCCCGCCAGUGUAUUGGUAGUAAAUGCAGCUGCCCGUCUGGCUGGGUUGGUACAGACUGCGAAGGACAAGUUUGCCCAAACGAUUGCUUCUCCCAGCUCGACCAUGGAAAGUGCGACAUGAGCGCCGGUCGCUGUCUCUGCCAGAAAGGCUACGCUGGUGCCGAUUGCAGCCAAGCUCGCCGCCGUUCUUCCAUUGUCGUUACAGAGUUGAUCGACCCUCACAAACUGACGGAAGGUCUGGAGCAUUUGAAAACAGUGCUGCCCAGAUUGGGUCAUAGUCUGGCGGUCGAUCAUCGCGGUUCACUUUGGCUUUUUGGGGGUUACUCCAUGUCGCGCGGACCGUUGAAUGAUAUCCGAGAAUUUGAGACGAAGAAUCUCACUUGGCUUCAGGUAACUGUUCACAUUCAGCCGGGCGUGGGAGGGGGGGAGUCCUCUCUUCCACCUGAGCGCUAUUUACACGCUGCCGAGUACGUCAACUCGCAACGAAGUCUUUACGUUUAUGGUGGCAUGGGUCAUCGAGACCGUGCCUCUAGUGCUUUCCUCUCGGAUUUUUGGAAGUUCGACAUAAAUUCAAGACGUUGGAUGGAAAUUGGAACUCGUGGCCUCGUCCCUCCGCUGGCAGGACACACUUUGUCGUUGAGACAUGACGGUGAACACCAAACACUGCUACUAGUAGGCGGAUUCAGUCCGGAAUAUGGUUUCAUGGAAAAAGUGAUGGAAUUUAGUCCUGAAAACGGCACUUGGACUGUCCUGAAUACAACUGGAACACCACCCAUUGGAAUUUAUGGCCAUAGCGCAGUGUUUCAUGUUUCGACACGUAGUCUCUAUAUCUACGGCGGAAUGUUGUACAAAAUCGAUAAGGUUGUCCCAUCCAACGAGUUGUACGCCCUUCAUUUUCCGAGUCGCCGCUGGUCGUUGCUGACGGUCGAUCGUGAUUCCAAUCCCCCGGAGUUGUCAAUGCCCCGUGCUCGUUAUCUUCACGCUGCCGUCUCCACAGAAGACUAUAUGCUCAUUAUCGGUGGCCAGACAGAGCCAAGCAAUAGUUCAGAUACUCUAAUGGCCUACUCUUACGCGUGCAAUACGUGGAUCAAUCUUGCUCAGCAGAGGAACAAUGCUGCAGAGUUAAUUGGAAGCCCGUUGGCACCGGCUGUUGGCUUGGCCGCAACUAGACAUCCGGCUAGUGGCUCUGUUUACAUCAUGGGUGGAAUGUGGGCUGGUUCGGCUCAGGGAACAUUGAUUAAACUGGAGGUACCUGACGAUCUAUGUGCCCUGUGGAGCAACAGCAAACUGAAAUGUAAAGCCACCCCGGGCUGUUCUUAUUGCGCCGUUUACGAGCCAUCUGGAUUGAAUGCCACAUUUUGUUAUUCGACGUCAAAGAUAUCGCCGGAACGAUGCACUCAACCUCAAGGGGUUUUAGAAUUCUCUAAAGGAGCCGUCUGCGGGCCAGAGCGUGUAGCCAGCCGGGAUUGUUACCAGCAUGCCUCAUGCAGUGAAUGUUUGGGUGAAUGGCCGAUCUAUCGUGGUUUGCCACAAUCCUGCCAGUGGUGCACCAACUGCAAAUCAGGUCGCUGUGUACCUUAUGGAGCCGAUUGCCAGGAAGAGAACAGAUGCGAAGUCAAACAACGCGACACUGUCGAUGCCGCCCAAUGCCACGAAAGAUCCUGUCCAGCUUCCGACUGUGACAAGUGCCGCGAUUUAGGACGCUGCAUGUGGACUCGUCAGGUUGUUCGAACUAGCGAAUUAAGUCGCAAAUUGCAUACUCUACCGAUCUAUGAAUGGAAUUGCGUUGGUCGUAACAUCAAAGACAGCUCUUCCUUCUUGGUGGUUAGUAUGCCGCCACAGCAGUGUCCUCCUCGUUGCUAUCAACAUAAUGGUUGUAGAGAAUGUCUGGAAUCCACCGGCGGCGAAGGGGGUUGGCACGAAUGUCGAUGGUCUACAGCGCUUGGUCAAUGCGUGGCACCCAGUUAUCAGUCGCUACAAUGCUUAGGUGGCAUGUGUGGUGCCAUUUUACAGGGAUCCGCCAAUUCGGCCUGCCCCAGACCUUGUUCCCAGUUCACACAAUGCUCUACCUGUCAUCAACAACCUCACUGUGGUUGGUGUUCAUUAGAUUCAGCUCCUGUUGGAGGCAUCGGGCUGUGCAGCCGUGGUACACUAGAAGGUCCGUUGGACGGUUCUUGUUCAUCACUGGACUACACUCGCGUUCUUGAUCGUAUUAAUAUGACGGCCAUCACACAACAACGUAAACCAUCUCAGAGCAAAUUAGCAUCAUCCGCUUCGCUUCUAGAGAAAGCAACCACCUGGAACUAUCAAAGUUGUCCGGCAGAAAACGAAUGUAUUAACGGCCAUCAUUCAUGCGAUCCUCGUUCAGAGCGAUGUCUCGAUCGACCUGAUGGUUUUGAAUGUCUCUGCUCUGAUGGUUAUGUCUCCGAAAAUCAAAUUUGCCGGCCAGUAUGUUCUCAGGGAUGUGUCCAUGGAGAUUGCCUCGAACCGAACGUGUGUCGCUGCCAUUUUGGUUUUGUUGGUGCUAAUUGUAGUACCCAAUGCAAGUGUAACGGGCAUUCAGAAUGUGCUGGACCUGAAGCGGAUCAGCUGGACGUUUGCCUUGAUUGCCUCAAUAACACUAUGGGCCCACAGUGCACGCGUUGUCGACCGCUUUUUGUUGGCGACCCGCGUAACAAUGGCCAGUGCAUCUCUUGUCUGGAGUACUGCAAUGGGCACACACCCGUUUGCCACGGACAUAACUUGUCAUUAUCUAAUCUAUCCCCGCAAACUACGAGCGAAUUGCUUUUACUUGAAGCUGUUGGUUGGAGUAAAACGGCUGAGGCUGCUUGGGUGCGUCUGAUCGGCGAGGGUCCCAAAACACAGGCCAUUUGCCACAGCUGCUCUAAUUCGACAAUGGGAGAAAAAUGCGAAGAGUGUAUUCCAGGAAAUUUUAGGGGCGUCGAGGACCGCAGAAAGCCUUGUCGGCCGUGUGAGUGUCACGGCCAUGGUGACAUUUGUCAUCCGGUGACAGGAGAAUCAUGUAACUGUCAAAACAAUACGGAAUCUGACCCUCAGUGCCGAAGUAGCACUUCAUUCGCAAGUUUAGGUCUACCCGGAAGAUCAUUGUCCGGUGGAUCACCAGGUUUACUUCCGACGCCAAUACCCUGCUGGUCAUUGCAGUGCGAUAAAUGCAAGGAGUAUUAUCUGGGCACGCCGACGCAGGGCCAUCAAUGCUACCGUCAGAUGUCAGUAGAUACUGAAUACUGUCUAGAUCCUGAAACGCAAGAGGAAUGCAACAGGAAACCUACUCCGCUUUACCCGCGGCGCCCCGUCUUUUUCGCCAUUCAACCCAAGUUCUUAAACGUCGAUAUCCGGCUGUUAGUGGAUGUCGCCCAGGGUGGUGUUGACUUAUUCUUCGCACCUCGCGACGACAUGUUUAUCGUUCGUCAAGAUCCUUUACAUCCUGGCGGCCAUCGCGUUGAAUUGGAUCCAAAAUACAUCAUCAUCACCGGUUCGCUGGCUUUUGAUCAAGGUGGCCAGCCAUUGGUGCAGCAUCCAAACACGUCUAUUCCGGUGGAAAGAUUGGUGAACAAUACAUCGGACCGAUACACAUUGUCGUAUCACAUAGUAGAGAAGAUAGCCAGUGGAUUGACAACUUUCUUGACGGUGACUGAUCCGUAUAGUGUCGUUGUCGUUCGAGGACUUCAAAAUCGACUCAUCUUGACCCUGCCCCAAGACCGACACGAUCUUCGCUCAACGCGUUUCUACAUCCUCAUACAGGGAGCGGGCAGUCCGUCUACAGACGCCACAUUGGGUUCUCUCUUCUUCCGUCAAGAUCAACCCCGCAUCGAUCUGUUCGUGUUCUUUUCCGUCUUCUUUUCCUGUUUUUUCCUGUUUUUGGCUGUCUCGGUCGUAGCCUGGAAGGCAAAACAAGCUAUUGAGGGCCGGCGUGCCCGUGAGAGACAAGCGGUUGAAAUGGAGCACAUGGCUCGGCGUCCCUUCGCCACCGUUUCUGUUUUCCUUGAAGCCACAUUACGCGGGCAAAAGCGAUUGCGAGAUGGUAAACGCGCCGGCCAAAAUGUCGGACUUCAGGUUCAUCACACUACAUUGACAGCUCAAUUGUGCUCACCUCUUCGAUGGAAGAGGAGGAGUGCUUCACGGUCAGAUCAUCUCUCUCAAGUGCAUCACGAGUUUCACGGAGCAAGCGUUCUGGCCGACCAAGACUCGGUCGGACGUUUGGCUGGUGCAAAUCUAGGACUCCAAUCUCGCCAUAUAGAUAUCCGUCCGUUAGCUGUGGAACCGACAGCUGACGGCGUUGCAGCCAUUGCUACACUCAUCGUUCAGCUACCUGGUGGAAGACUUGCACGUACUCAGCUGACAUUGGCAUCCGCUUUGGUUCUUCCGCCGCGUAAUCGUUCGAAUUAUCCGACCACGGAAUUUUAAAGAUGAGUUUUAAUUUUUUUAAUUAUUUUCUUUCUUUAACUUAAUCAUCGUGUCUCUCAUCGUGUCUGACAACUGUUUAUAUUUGAAUAAUUUUCGACUGAUUUUCCUCCGCAUUACCUCGCGUUUUCCUGCGGUAUUCUCUGUUUUCUCUCCGUUGUAUUUUGUAAUUUAUCCGAACAAGUAUGCCGUACAAAUACGGUCUCGUCGACGCAAUUCAUGUGCAAAUUGCUACCAUGAUGUAGCAGCUAUUUCCCCCUUACCGCCUGUAAAACAUGACGAAUUUUCUUUUCAUUACCAAUCGAUGUGAUACAUCACGGGCCAUAUGAUAUUGUACUGCUGAUUAGGCACAAUAAGUUCCUCCACUUGGCAAGCGUACCACCGUUCCGUUGCGACCUACCCUUUUAUGUAAUACUUUUCCCUUUCUAUUUUUUUACGAUAAAACUCAAAACAAAACAAACAAACAAAAAAAAAACGCGAGAAAAAAAAAUCACAAAAAGUGUAUAUAUUCAAAAAAGUGAAUAAAUACAUUUUUUUCCCCACCGAAUACUAGACAAAAAUAUCGCCGGAAAAUAAUUCUGAAAUCAAACAUUUUUUUCUUAUUAUUUACAACGUUAAGAUCGAUCGACAACCGUGUUGUCGUAAGCGUAAGUUUCUUUGGUUUUUGCCUCUGGAUUAGCUGAUGUUGCAGGGCCACCGUUGACAUGUUUGGCCGUCUUCGUUUUCACUGGUGGUGUAUAGAACCACCAAGCCAAGAUGGCGAACAAAAAUGUUAAACCUUUAACGACCAGCGCUAGCCCAACCAUCGCUCUACAGAGGUAAAACGAAAUAUUUAAAAGAUGUCUUUGCAUUUUGCAAUGCAACGUUUACCUGCUAAAUGAAUAAUUAUUGUAAAUUAAACAAGAUCCGCUAUUGUCCGAGUUGCCAUUGCAGUUGCUUUGUUUGUAUGCGUCCACAAGACGCAAGAACUGUCUAUGAACAACCCGAAGAUCAUGGGUCCUGGAAUAGCACCUACGAAAAACAGAUUUGGCUUCUUGACCCGGCACUUUGUCUACAAAUGCGUAAAGUACUUACCUAACAGCCGCCAUAUAAUCAUCUGGGUUCCUAAUGCGAAGGCUCUUCGGUUGUGUGGCACACUCCUUGCAAUGGACAUCAAGUAAGUAUGUGGUUGUUUUUUUUAAGAAUUCAAUUAUACUCUAUUGUACCUUAACGUAGCCGAAAGAAUAGGCAUACUGUUAGCGAAAACAAGGGCGAGGAAGAUGAAUAGCAAAACUGUGAAAAGGUAGAGUUGAUAACUGCAUUUAGAGGACGUGCACGUCUGGCGAGCUGCCAUGACGUCCACUUCUGUGCCGUUAACGACCUUCAUCCUUUUAAAUUCCGGGGAAUUGAUGCACGAACAAUUGGAGUACACCUAAACGCGAUCUUUGUAAGUGACCAUUGAAAUUUUUCGUAACAUGAAGUAGAGUAUAUCUGUACGCCGAAGGAUUUGGAUUUCAAUCCGUCGACCAUUGUUUCGUGAAACGACAGGCAUCCAGCAUGGCAAGGAGAAUAGUAAACGAUGUUGUCGAUACCACAUACAGGGCUAUAAGUAUCUAACGAGCAGGAGCAAUUGGCAUUGCAAUCAGAUACGAUAUUCAACUCCUGUUUCCCACUUUUAAAACAAGUUAACGUUAUUUAUUAAUUCUGUUUAUUAUUUUUGUAAAUCUAGUUUACCUGUAAGGAAUUGUCACUCCGGCAAAGUCUUGAUUGGGACAAUAGACCUGUUGUCAGAAGAUAAAGUAGUAAUUAAAAGUUCCAAGUAAAAAUCCUUGAUUCAGAUGAAGUACCAUAAAGGCCAAAGAAAAGAUGAAACUGAGAGAAACCCAGAAACACGACAUCUUUAAGAUGGACCUUGGACGCAUGCGAUAAUGCUUGAUUAGGUAACCGCCAGUAUAGGAAGCCCCACAUCCGCAAGAAACAUUAGAAAUUGUUCUACCAACGAUAACAGCAGCCAUAGAGGGUGAUAAUGAAAACUGACUUUCAAUUAUCUUCGGUAAGAAUGCACCAAAACCUGAUAGUAGCAUUGCCUCGCACGAUUGCUCCAGGCAAAUGAAUAAAAACGUCCAACGUGUAGCUAAUUCUUUGAUGGCUGUAGGCAAUUCUCGUAAGCUUUGGCCAACACUUAUUGACGCAUCUGGGAGGCAGGGAUGGCUUAGUCUAGAUCAUGGUCAUCUGCCUUUCAAAUUACCUUGCGUGGUGGUUUCGGAAUCAUUUUUGGAAUUAUACUCGUCGUCGUCCUCUGUGUGUUCUGUUUUGGAGUCUUCCACUUCCUUCGCUGCGGCCAGUGCUUUCGCACCUUUAGAAAGUUACGGUAAAAUGAAAAAGAAACAUUGUGACUAACUAAGCGCCAAGGUUUUUUUUUUAAUUGAACCGAAUGAAAUCACCGGGUAAUUCGCCAGGGAAAGCCAAAAGUGGAAUGGCAGCUAUGCAAAGUAGUGUUCCAGCGAUGACGAAACCGAGCCACCAGGCGCCAACCCAACCGCUGCCACCCGGCGCCAUCCCCACUCUUUUUGGAAAAUGAUAUGUUUGCUAAAAUAGUGGUUACGAAUUGUGUAAGCAUUCGGACGGGAAAAACCCACUCUUUGGCUGAGAUCUUGUCGAUGUCGACGUAAAGACGGAGUAAUUGCCCUCCAGCUAUAUAGCCGAGAGCAGGACCUAGCAUUGUACUUCCGUAAAAAACGCCUGUAAAAAAAAUAAAUAAAAAAUUACACUUUAUUGCACAUA